This is a messenger RNA of Cucurbita moschata (crookneck pumpkin), 1728 nucleotides long. Its product is annotated as bifunctional protein FolD 1, mitochondrial-like. Gene Ontology annotation, molecular function: methenyltetrahydrofolate cyclohydrolase activity; methylenetetrahydrofolate dehydrogenase (NADP+) activity. The coding region runs from base 234 to 1307 and encodes 357 amino acids. Gene Ontology annotation, cellular component: cytosol. Gene Ontology annotation, biological process: tetrahydrofolate interconversion. Lineage: Eukaryota; Viridiplantae; Streptophyta; Magnoliopsida; Cucurbitales; Cucurbitaceae. The record is from RefSeq and is a predicted model, not a curated record. The transcript is spliced from 7 exons.
CUUUGAUUUGCUCAGUUCAUUGAUUAUCACUGCCUUGUUUUUGCAAUCCAUUGAGUACAAGAAAGGAUUAAAGACGGUAGCGGAGGCGGAGGCGACCACUGGCGGCGAUGGAGGAAACAGGAAGAAUUUUCGAGUCAAAGACGUGAGAGGCAUGAAUUCUUUCACAAAAUUUGCUGAUGUAAGGCAUUUCAACGCCGAACGCCGGAGCUACCUUCAGUGAUCAUUGUGUGCACAUGACGUUGUUGUACAAGAGUCUGAGUAGGAGAGUCCUACUUACAUCUGCAGCUAUGAAAAGAAGAAUCACAACAGAUGCCCGCCAGAUUUUAGUGUCUCCACCUCUCAAAUCCAUUGAUUUUCCUGAUAUUUGGACUAGUUCCAGCUUUCCUGAUUAUUCUUUCAUCACAACAUCGUAUGAUACCCCGCAGACUGCAACAGUAAUUGAUGGUAGGGCGAUUGCUGAGGAAAUUACAUCAGGAAUAACUAGUGAGGUGAGGAGGAUGAAGAACUCUACUGGAAACGUUCCUGGCUUGGCUUUAAUCAUGGUCGGCCAAGGCAGGGACUCGCAGACUUAUGUUCGCAAGAAACUGGGUGCAUGUGAAGAAGCUGGAAUCCAGUCGAAGAUUUCUACUUUGCCUGAAAACUGUACAGAAGAUCAAGUUCUGAAUGCUUUAUCAUGUUUUCAUGAAGAUCCAUCUAUUCAUGGUAUACUCGUGCAGCUUCCUCUACCGCAACAUUUGGAUGAGGGGAAAAUCCUGAACUCUGUGCACCUAGAAAAAGAUGUCGACGGCUUCCAUCCAAUUAACAUGGGGAAUCUUGCUAUGUGGGGUAGGGAACCACUUUUCUUACCCUGCACACCCAAAGGCUGCAUCGAGUUGUUGAUCAGAUCGGGUGUAGAAAUCUCGGGGAAGAAGGCUGUGGUGAUUGGAAGAAGUAAUAUUGUUGGAUUGCCCAUGUCCUUGCUAUUGCAGAGGCACCAUGCUAUUGUCAGCGUUGUGCAUGCAUUUACUAGGAAUCCUGAACAGAUUACUCGCGAAGCUGACAUAGUGGUUGCUGCUGCUGGUGUUCCCAAUCUGGUUCGUGGUAGUUGGCUCAAACCUGGUGCAGUAGUUCUUGACGUGGGGACGAACCCAGUUAAGGAUCCUAGCUGUGAGUAUGGGCAUCGACUAAUUGGAGAUGUUUGCUAUGAAGAAGCAUCAAGGGUAGCUUCUGCUAUUACACCCGUUCCGGGCGGAGUUGGACCGGUGACGGUUGCUAUGCUCUUACUCAACACACUAGAAUCAGCCAAGCGAGCGUAUAACUUUACCUAACUCGAUGUUAUUUCAACAUGUGACAGUUACUAUGCUCUUACUCAACACACUAGAAUGAGCCAAACGAGUUCAUAACAUUACCUAACUAUUUUGACAUGAUGCAGUCGACCUUAUAACGCAAAACCUCUAGCACGGCGAGAAAUCGGAAUGUCGAGCUUGUUAUCAAGAGCAAGUCAUCUAAACUAGAUUUUAUUGUGAGAUCAUAAAUGUGCAAAAGAAAUUAGCCUUAUUUCUAUCGUGAACAGAUGGAGGGAGUUUUGUUUGUUUUAGAGUGAUUUAAGGUAAGGAGUUGAAUGUUGAGCAUAAUCGAAUAAGGGUAGCAAAAGGAUUGAUACCACUCGGUGUAUUAUUGUUAUCAAACCUUUUAUCGUUGCUAACCAUUGAUUAUACAAGUAAACAGAUCUCUAAGCAAGAGAUCUUG